AUGAAUAAUAAAAUUAAAGAAAAAAAUAUAAUUAACAUAGAUUUGGAGCCUUUAGAUGCACAACUAGCUUUACAAGCGGGUAUACCACCGAACUCACAAGAGAAACGUUUAUUUAAAAUAUUAUCUUCAUUAAUGUUACCAGUUGGUGUUGCUGAAGUAAUAGCAAUGAUAAAAAAGAUAAAAGAAAAAAAUCGAGUGGAAUUGAUGUAUUUAUAA
Molecule: messenger RNA, 216 nt
Organism: Entrophospora sp. SA101
Lineage: Eukaryota; Fungi; Glomeromycota; Glomeromycetes; Entrophosporales; Entrophosporaceae
Source: the annotation of a GenBank genome assembly